This is a messenger RNA of Striga asiatica, 855 nucleotides long. The record is from the annotation of a GenBank genome assembly. NCBI's taxonomy places the organism in Eukaryota, Viridiplantae, Streptophyta, Magnoliopsida, Lamiales, Orobanchaceae.
AUGAACUGCCGAAGCACCAGGCGGUUCCCGGAGAGGUCCAACGUGCGGAGCCUCGUGAGGGACCAAACGGCUCCUGCAGGGACGCCCGAGAAGCGAUUGCCUGAAAGGUUGAGGGAGCCGCAUUUCCAGAGGGUGCUCGGGAUGGCCCCCUCGAGAUGGUUCCCGGCCAACGAGAGGUACCUUAGGGAGGAUGAGGAGUUUCCGAAGAUGUCGUCGGGGAGGGGGCCCGAGAGGGAGUUUCCGGAGAGGGCGGAGAUUUUCGGGGGCAGAUUGCCGGAGAGGGAGUUGCGGCUGAGAUUGAGGCGGCGGAGGUUGGGGAUGAGGGCAAGGUCGGGGGUGAGGGGCCCCGUGAGGGCGUUGUUGGAGAGGGAAAGGGAGUUGAGGGAGUGUAGCCUGUCGAGGCCGCGGCCGAUUUUACCGGAGAGGGAGAGGUUGUCGAGGGAGAGGGAGGUGACGCGGCCGGUGGCGCAAGGGGAGGGGUCGUCUUCGUUCCAGGAGGCGAGGGAGUUGGAGGGGUCUUGGAGGCCUGAUUUGAAGACGAUGAGGCCCAGGACGUCGUCGUUGAGCUGGCCUCCGGCUGAGGACACGAGGACGGUGAGGAUUAGGAAUGAAAGGAUUAGGGAGGAGGCCAUGGGAGCGAGCUUCCCUAUUUUAGAAGUUGAAAAACAUGUUGUUGAGGAGCAAAGCAGAGGGUCCUCGAGCAAGGGUAACUCGCCGAUGGCAGAAGAACCGCCAAUCUCCAUGGAGAUUGAGGUGGGAUCUCCGUCGACGACGAUAUUGAGAAAGAGGGGUAUGAAGCUUCGGUCGAUCGGAUCGCCGAAGGGAUCGAUGAAUAAAUCAAAGCGGCCAAAGUGA